Toxorhynchites rutilus septentrionalis is the source of this 966-nucleotide messenger RNA. RefSeq names its product keratin, type I cytoskeletal 9-like. Lineage: Eukaryota; Metazoa; Arthropoda; Insecta; Diptera; Culicidae. The record is from RefSeq and is a predicted model, not a curated record. The transcript has 2 exons. The coding region runs from base 114 to 917 and encodes 267 amino acids.
UAAGCGGGAAUUGUUUAUAAAGGAAUGAAAUGAUCCGAGUCAUUUCAAUACCUUCUUUCUGAUUCGACCAGUACGGGUUGCAGGCGACGGGCAUCGAGCGUCGUUACGAUAAAAUGAAGUUUGUCGUCGGAUUAUUUGCAUUGAUUUGUUUCGCGGAUGCAUUGCCCGGAUUUGAACCAGGCAGUUAUCCCCAGGAUCAGCUAAACGCCUGGAGCCAGGCAUGUUAUAAUUUCCAGCAACAGGCUCUACAAACACAAGCUGCCCAGAACCAGUACUUCCAGAGCACCUUCCCCCAGAUCCGACUUCCUCCGCUUCCGUUCAUGGACAUCUGUUCGCAGAUUCCUACAUACGCGGGAGGGGCUGGUCAUGGUGGUGCCGGCGGUGGAUUUUCGGCCGGCGGAUUUGCCACUGAUAGCCGCUUCGGUGGUAGUGAUGGUGGUGGUGGUGGUGCAGGUGUGCAUGGUGUCAGUGUGAGCUCAAGCUCUCUGCCCGGAGGACAAGCGGCCACAACCGUGACCCAUUUUGGUCCCGAUGGUGCCUCUGUUCAACAUUAUGGCCCUGAUGGUGGAUCGUUCUCAACAGGAAACAGAUUUGGAGGCAGUGGCGGUAGUGGUGGUGGGGGCUCAUAUGGAUCAGCUCCAGGCGGAUCAGGCGGAGGCUAUGGAGGAUCGUACGGAACAGGGGGACCAGGGUUCGCAUCUUCACAUCAUUAUGGCGGUAGCGGAGGCGGAGGUGCAUCCGCUGGUAGUAGCUCCUUUGGAGGAAACGGCGCAAACUUCGCAACGGCAACAAGAUUCGGAGACGAUGGUGUUAAAACGGUCACCGCUCACGGUCCGCAUGGAGCCCAAGCUGGUAUCUCCAGCUAUAACGAUGGAAAGGGCAAUGUUCACACUAACGUGCACAAGAAUCAAUAUUAAACUUGACAGUUAGAAGAGGAAUAAAGCACUGAAUAAUAUUUCGACCUUA